UGAAAGACAGAUGCGCUUUGAGUUGUUUUUGCCAUCUCAAGCUUUAUUUUGUGACUCUCUCCUUGGACCAGGACAAUGUACGCAGCCGUUACUCUCUUCCUCUUCAUGUGCUUGACUGCCACUACCCAUGCAGAUCACCAUCAGCCGUGUCAUUCACCCAACAUGACAGGAACCAUGUCUGUGAUGAACCUCAAGGGUGAAGCGAAAGGAUAUGGCGCAUUCACUUAUGAUUCGAUGGGCAAGAAACUACGGUUCAUAUCAAACGAGAGCUUUGCCACAAACUCAUCAGUAGACGUGGAUCUGCUGAUGCUUUUUGAUGAGGGGCUAUUCUACGAGAUCGACAGCAAAAACCAGAGCUGUGAGAAAAAACAAUUGCAAUGCACCCUGAACCCUCUGGAUAUUCCUGAUGAUGCAAAGUUUCAUGCUACAGUACAGCCUGGGAAUCCAUCCAUCGAAGGGGAGGGAUUAAAAGUCAAUAUGUGGACGGGAUCAAUGCCAGAGGUGAAAGGCGGGUACAGCAUGUUUGUAACCAUGGGAUGUCUGCCCAUGACCUCAUUUUACUUCUUUGAGUCCACGUCAUUCGUAAUCAGCAACAUGGACAUUGAACUGGAGAUCAAGGAUCCAGAUCUCCUUGUGGUGCCUUCCUUUUGUGUGGGGCAGGCUUUGGUGGAGACACCUGAAGGGACAAUAAAUAGUUUCCUCAAUGAGUUCAUGUAGAUGAAACCCAGCAGAAAAUCAAACCCCUAUCCAAGUGUGGCCUGCCAGAACUUUAGACUUUUCUCUCCUUUUCACGUGUGACUCGAGUUUAUCGCGUCGCACUGCACUACAUCACAUCUGUUUCCAUCACAUCUCCCCCUCCCCCUUAUGAAGAUAUGGCUUUGAAUGGAUCAUACUGUAUACAUACAUUUUGAUAUAAAGGAAAGAGAUGUGACAUGGAUUAUAGAAUUAGUCAUAAUUACUAACAGUUGGUGGCUUUUCAAGUUGGUACUGCUUACAAAAACCUGUAAGAUAUGAUUAAUGGAACAAUAAAAUGUCAAAGCUGU
Larimichthys crocea (large yellow croaker) is the source of this 1043-nucleotide messenger RNA. It is a transcript of the gene epd, whose product is annotated as ependymin. NCBI's taxonomy places the organism in Eukaryota, Metazoa, Chordata, Actinopteri, Sciaenidae. The transcript is spliced from 6 exons. Bases 76 to 717 code for a protein of 213 amino acids. Gene Ontology annotation, molecular function: calcium ion binding. Gene Ontology annotation, cellular component: lysosome; extracellular region. Gene Ontology annotation, biological process: cell-matrix adhesion. The record is from RefSeq and is a predicted model, not a curated record.